This is a messenger RNA of Ruditapes philippinarum (Manila clam), 801 nucleotides long. RefSeq names its product serine/arginine repetitive matrix protein 1-like. NCBI's taxonomy places the organism in Eukaryota, Metazoa, Mollusca, Bivalvia, Venerida, Veneridae. The record is from RefSeq and is a predicted model, not a curated record.
CGCCAAGACGACGCCCACCACCGCCACCACCACUCCAAGAAGAAAUGUUUCAAAAUCAACAAGAAACAGUGCAACCUAAAACAAAUUCUAAAUCUCGAUAUUCUGGCGGUGUCUCUCCAACUCCUGGUAAAAAGGUGAAAAAGAAUAACGAAACUCCAGCAAAAUAUAAUGAGAAACCAAUUCCAGCUACAACUUCAACACCAGGCAAAAGUGCAAAACCAGCAAAGACUAAAAACAAUCAAGUUCCUAAAGAAAAGAAAAUAGCCAAAACAACACCAAAACCAAUUGUCAAGCCGAAGAUUGCGAAUAAAUCCAAACCAAAGCCAUAUGUAAAAUCAAAAGCUGUCAACCAUGAAAAAAAUGCAGCUAACACAUUGGAAUUAGGCGAAAGUCCUAAAGAAGCCUUGAAUGCAGAAGCAGGUUUAGAAUUUCAAGCUCUUAUUAGUGGUGGUGCAGAUGCAGCACACGAACAUGGACAUGGUCAUGAGCAUGCUCCAAAUGAUCAUAGCCACGCACAUGCGCACACGCACCAAGAACCUCAUGAACCAAAACCAGCCAAUGGUAAUAAUGGUCCUCCUCCAGAAAUGCAAGCGAAAUUUUCAUCAAUGUUUAACGCUUGGUAUAAUGCAAAGUUUGGAGCUGAUACACCCACGACAACAGCUAAACCAACAGCUAAACCUGUACAGACAAAACAACCGUCUAAGAAGUACACUUCAAAAAAGAGACCUGGACCAGUUACAAAGUCUGUAGACAAAACUGCAUUGUUUGAAGGUAAUAAAUAAAUGGAAAAAAUAGGAUUUA